Messenger RNA from Malania oleifera, 1907 nucleotides. Its product is annotated as SUPPRESSOR OF GAMMA RESPONSE 1-like. The record is from RefSeq and is a predicted model, not a curated record. The transcript is spliced from 6 exons. Gene Ontology annotation, molecular function: transcription cis-regulatory region binding; DNA-binding transcription factor activity. Gene Ontology annotation, cellular component: nucleus. Bases 288 to 1466 code for a protein of 392 amino acids. NCBI's taxonomy places the organism in Eukaryota, Viridiplantae, Streptophyta, Magnoliopsida, Santalales, Ximeniaceae. Gene Ontology annotation, biological process: regulation of DNA-templated transcription.
CGCUGUGCUUCGCGUCCGAACCCCCAGCCUCGGACCUAGGCUCGGUCAACGGUGGGUCAUGUUCCCACCUAGGUCUUCCAGAGUCUUGUCCGAGCCUCAGCUCCGGGGGUCGAGCCUCUUAUAACGACUCCAAACCUGCAUUUCCCGCUCUUUUAUCUCUCCAUCAGUCGCUUAGUGAAGUGGAGAAAAGAGGAAAGUCGCAGAGGGAAAUAUUAAGGAAAGGGGGCGGCUUCUUCCUUCAAUGCUUACUAUUUCUAUUGCUGUCUCUGUUCUUGCUAUUGAUAUUCAUGGCAAGGAGCUGGCUUAUUGACAGCAGAGGACUAGCAAAGAAAGUAAAAUGUGCAACGCUAUCAGCUGCAUAUCAGAUCAAAGAUUGUGGGGCAAAUCGUGAAUGCCCAAAAUGCCAUUGUCGUAUUGAUAACAGUGAUGUUUCCACUGAAUGGCCUGGUCUUCCUGCAGGUGUGAAAUUUGAUCCAUCUGAUGCUCAGCUCUUAGAACAUUUAGCAGCAAAAUGUGGAGUAGGAAACUCGAAACCACACAUGUUUAUUGAUGAGUUCAUUCCCACACUUGAGGGGGACAAAGGAAUUUGCUACACCCAUCCAGAAAAUCUUCCUGGUGCCAAGAAAGACGGAAAUAGUGUCCAUUUUUUUCACAGAACUAUCAAUGCUUAUGCUACUGGUCAACGGAAACGCCGAAAGAUCCAUAGCCAAAAUGAUGUGAUAGAGGAGCAUGUUCGCUGGCACAAAACAGGCAAGACUAAGCCUGUGUUAGAAAAUGGGAUUCAGAAAGGCUGUAAGAAGAUCAUGGUUCUUUAUAGAAGUUCAAAAAAGGGGAUCAAACCAAAUAAAUCAAAAUGGGUCAUGCACCAAUACCAUCUAGGGAUGGAAGAAGAUGAAAAAGAAGGCGAAUAUGUAGUUUCAAAGAUUUUUUAUCAGCACCAGAAGCAGAAUGAUAAGGAUGAUAUUAAUCUAGUCAUUGAACAAUCUGAUAUGGGGACAAUACGUACUAGCCCAAGGACACCCAAAACAAAUACUCCCAAUCCUCCCCGGCCUGGAAAAUCUAUUUCAUGUGAUGACGUCGCUGAUGACAAUAUACAACAAGCUUCUCCCCUUGAAGCUGAGGUUACUGCAGGAGCAUAUCAGCGCCCGUUUGGGGAUGAUUUGGUGUACCCUGAAUGGUUGGCAGGCGAAUCGCAGGCUGUCGACAACUUGGAUCAAAACGGCAUUGAUGACGAAUUGCUAUGCAAGGAGAUUUUUGGUUCUUAUACUCCUCUUGGUGAUCCAAUGUUAAAUCCCGGCCCUUUUGCUGGUCACGACAGAAAUGAUUUCUUCGGAGGAGAUAAGAAUGCAACCUGUGGAAUAGCCGAUCUGGAAAAUCUUGAACUGGAUACUCCACCAGAUUUCCAGCUUGCAGAUUUACAGUUUGGUUCUCAGGACAGUAUUCUUGGUUGGUUAGACCGUAUGUGAAAAUGAUUGAUGAGCAAAAAUGCUUUUAAAGAAUGGCAAUGAGAAUCCCAAUUUUGUGCCAACCCAGUGUGAUGCUCUUAUUUUGGCGGUGUAUAUCUUGCUUUGCUGUAAAAGAGCAGUAAGUUGCCUCCGGGAGGCAGUGGGACUUUGCCCCUCUUCAGCGAUUUUAUUGAGUUUGAAUGCUGGGCUGUAAGGCAUGCAAGGCUAGACCUAUUUAUCUGCAUAGUCUGGGAAAUCAGUGGUUGGACCCGAUUCUGUGAUCAAACAAAUGAAUCCAGCAUGUUGUCUCUCUUUUGUGGCUUUUCCAUGUUUAUUUGUGUCCAUACCAUUUCAGAUAUCUCUGUUCGGUGUUGUUUUCUGUGGGUGCUAAUAUGUAUGUAUUGGAAAUUCCAAACUUGAAUUCGGAUUCAAUAUUACUUCAUGCUCUGUAGUUCUGAACUA